GUAAAGACACUGACCUACAAAAGAAAAGUCGAUUUUCUUUAAGUCAUUAUAGCACGAGCGCGCGGUUAAUUUAGUCCGUCAAGAACUCAAGAUCGGUGAAAUGAAAUUAUUUAUCGAUUUAUUCGAAAACUUGUUCGCUGUAUAAGAAAUCCCCGUGAAGUGCAAAGUAGUUCACGCUUCGCAGAGGAAAGGGGAGAAGACAUUGUCAGAAACAAACGAUUCAAACCGAAUUCUGUAUGGUUCUUCGAAAAGUGCGAUUGUUUUAGUUCACAAUGGACAGCAAUCCUGGUUGUUCAGGAUUUUCACAAUGUUGGAAAAUACGAUCACAAUGCAACCAGUCUUCCAGCGAUCAGAGCUUUGCCUCAGGUUUGGACCCUGCAUCAUACACAUUCACUGCUCAGGGAGAAAUGAAAUGCUGCAUCAAAUCAUACCAAUAUGAUCUGCUAAAGAGUUUGUAUGUGAUGAAGCAUAAUCAGAUGUUGACAGAUGUUAGGCUAGAUGUUGUUAACGAAACCUUUCACGCUCACAAAAUAGUAUUGGCUGCUGCUAGCCCGUACUUUAAAGCCAUGUUUACAAGUGGUCUCAGAGAAAAGGAUGCAUCUGUCGUUAAAUUGCAAGGAGUGUGCCCAACUGUGAUGAACAAACUUCUUACUUUCAUCUACACUGGUGAAAUUGUUAUAAACCAAUUAGUUGUCUGCCAGUUACUUCCCACAGCAAAUAUGCUGCAGGUAUCCCCGGUGAUUCAAGCCUGUUGCACCUUCCUUGAAAACCAAUUAGACCCAAGUAAUGCCCUUGGUAUUGCAGCAUUCGCUGAACAGCACCAUUGUAGUAAUUUAUACAAAGCUGCAAAUGAAUUCAUUGAUCAACAUUUUAUUCAGGUUUGUCAGGAGGAGGAAUUUUUACAAUUGAGUUCUUGUCAGUUAGUGGCUCUAAUUCGACGCGACCAUUUGAAUGUUAGAGAGGAAAGAGAUGUAUACAACGCCGUUCUAAAGUGGGUUCGAAGUAACGAAGAGCAUCGACGGCCAAAAAUGGAGGACAUUUUAGGCGCUGUUCGCUGUCAUUACCUCUCGCCCAGUUUUCUAAAAGAUCAGAUGAAGAAUUGUGAUAUAUUAAGAAAGGUACCAGCCUGCCGCGAACAUUUAGCAAAAAUUUUCCAGGAAUUAUCACUUCAUAAAUCGCCGUGUGUACCGCAGAGAACUCCAUCAGCUCCUUGUGUUCUUUAUAUUGUCGCUGGCUUCUCACGCCGUUCGCUUAACCUUUUUGAAGCCUUCUCAGUCAGCGAAAACAAGUGGCUAACACUCCCACCUUUACCUAAAUCUCUUUCUGGUCUUGGAGGAGCUUUUCUACGAGGAAUGCUGUAUGCCGUUGGUGGCCGAGAAAAUAUUCCGGAUGCGUUGGGUCAUAGUGGCUAUGUAAACGCUUACGAUCCUGUUACGAGCACUUGGCAUUCGCGUGCCGAUUUACUUCAAACUAGGCAUCGAGCUGGUUUAGCAGUCCUGGACGGCUAUCUUUAUGCCGUUGGAGGAGCUUCGGGGAAAACGGAUUUGGACACUGUGGAACGCUAUAAUCCUGAAAGAGAUCAAUGGGAACUGGUUGCAGCUAUGAAUACAGCUCGUGUCGGAGUAUCAGCAGCUGUUGUCAAUCGACUUCUGUACGCUAUAGGAGGAUUUCACGGUGUUGAUCGGUUUAAAUCCGUGGAAUGCUUCCACCCUGAGAAAAAUGAAUGGUUAUUUGUUAGCGCCAUGAAUCAGGAACGAAGUGGAGCCGGAGUGGUAGCUGUUGGGCAGUAUAUUUAUGUGGCUGGCGGGAUGGGCUUAUCUGGACAACUUAGCUCAUUUGAACGAUACGAUACAGAAAAGGAUAUUUGGACCCAAUUGAGCCCAAUGUUGACAGCUAGAAGCGCGCUCACCUUAGCAGUCUUAGAUAAACAAAUUUAUGCCAUGGGAGGAUUCAAUGGGACCAGUGUCGUCGAUACAGUUGAAAUUUAUAAUCUUGAAACUGAUCAGUGGCGGGUUGGCCCUCCACUAAGUUGUCCACGAUCAGGUCAUGCGACUGCAGUUUUUUGCUCUCCAUGUUCUGCGCAUUCGACACAGUGUUGAUACUACUCAUUGAAAGCCUUUAGAUAUUUCUCUAAACAUAGAUCCAGUCACGUGGUUUAUGUAUCAAGUGGUUGAACGAAGAUUUGUUUGUACAUAUCCACAUUUGUGUACAUAAUACUGAAAAUAAAAUAGGGUGUCUGAUGUGCCCACGUUA
Messenger RNA from Daphnia pulicaria, 2253 nucleotides. RefSeq names its product kelch-like ECH-associated protein 1 (gene Keap1). Bases 273 to 2099 code for a protein of 608 amino acids. Gene Ontology annotation, molecular function: protein binding. Lineage: Eukaryota; Metazoa; Arthropoda; Branchiopoda; Diplostraca; Daphniidae. The transcript is spliced from 11 exons. The record is from RefSeq and is a predicted model, not a curated record.